Molecule: messenger RNA, 1386 nt
Organism: Eubalaena glacialis (North Atlantic right whale)
Lineage: Eukaryota; Metazoa; Chordata; Mammalia; Artiodactyla; Balaenidae
Product: vesicle-associated membrane protein-associated protein A-like
Exons: 1
Coding region: 54-803 (249 amino acids)
Biological process (GO): neuron projection development
Cellular component (GO): plasma membrane; endoplasmic reticulum membrane
Molecular function (GO): FFAT motif binding
Source: RefSeq, a predicted model, not a curated record
CGCCCGCAGCCAGCGACCCGCCGCGGGCGCGCCCCCGCUCUGCGCUGUCUCCGAUGGCGUCCGCCUCCGGGGCCAUGGCGAAGCACGAGCAGAUCCUGGUCCUCGACCCUCCCACAGACCUCAAAUUCAAAGGCCCCUUCACAGAUGUAGUCACUACAAAUCUUAAGUUGCGAAAUCCAUCGGAUAGAAAGGUGUGUUUCAAAGUGAAGACUACAGCACCUCGUCGGUACUGUGUGAGGCCCAACAGUGGAAUUAUUGACCCAGGGUUGACUGUGACUGUUUCAGUAAUGCUGCAGCCUUUUGACUAUGACCCCAAUGAGAAGAGUAAACACAAGUUUAUGGUACAGACCAUCUUUGCUCCACCAAACAUUUCAGAUAUGGAAGCCGUGUGGAAAGAGGCAAAACCCGAUGAAUUGAUGGAUUCUAAAUUGAGAUGUGUAUUUGAGAUGCCCAAUGAAAAUGAUAAAUUGAAUGACAUGGAACCCAGCAAAGCCGUUCCCCUGAACGCUGUGAAGCAGGACGGGCCCGUGCCAAAGCCACACAGUGUUUCCCUCAAUGAUACUGAGACGAGAAAGCUCAUGGAAGAGUGCAAGAGGCUCCAGGGAGAGAUGAUGAAGCUAUCGGAAGAAAACCGACACCUGAGAGAUGAAGGCUUAAGGCUCAGAAAGGUAGCACAUUCGGAUAAACCUGGAUCCCCCUCAGCUGCAUCCUUCAGAGAUAAUGUCACCAGUCCUCUUCCUUCACUUCUUGUUGUAAUUGCAGCCAUUUUCUUUGGAUUCUUUCUAGGGAAAUUCAUCUUGUAGAGUGAAGCAUGCAGAGUGCUAUUUCUUUUUUUUUCUCUUGACCAGAAAAAGAUUUGUUUACCUACCAUCUCACUGGUAGUGUGGCCCACGGUGACCAUUCUUUGUGUGUACAGCGUCAUAUAGGCCUCGCCUGUAACAGUCUCACGGUUAGAAACACAGUAAGAGCAGAGUGUUGGGCUCCCGGACAGCGUGAACGUCACCAGACCAUCCCUAGCAGGUGUCAUUGCACAUUCAGUCCUUUAUGAAAUUCAUAAGUAAAGAAUUGUUCUUUCUUUGUGGUUUUAAUAAGAGUUCAAGAAUUGUUCAGAGUCUUGUAAAUGUUAUUUUAAUAAUCCCUUAAAUUUUAUCUGUUGCUGUUACCUCUUGAAAUAUGAUUUAUUUAGAUUGCUAAUCCCACUCAUUCAGGAAAUGCCAAGAGGUAUUCUGUGGGGAAAUGGUGCCUCUUACAGUGUAAAUUUUCUCCUUUACCUUUGCUAAUAUCAUGGCAGAAUUUUUCUUAUCCCUUGUGAGGCAGUUGUUGACUGAGUUUUUCAUCCUUCCAACCCUGUCCCAUGGUAUUUAACACAAAAAUAAUAAAACUGUU